Xiphophorus maculatus (southern platyfish) is the source of this 1955-nucleotide messenger RNA. It is a transcript of the gene dlx4b, whose product is annotated as homeobox protein Dlx4b-like. Lineage: Eukaryota; Metazoa; Chordata; Actinopteri; Cyprinodontiformes; Poeciliidae. Gene Ontology annotation, biological process: embryo development; negative regulation of transcription by RNA polymerase II; cell differentiation. The transcript is spliced from 4 exons. The record is from RefSeq and is a predicted model, not a curated record. The coding region runs from base 921 to 1700 and encodes 259 amino acids. Gene Ontology annotation, molecular function: RNA polymerase II cis-regulatory region sequence-specific DNA binding; DNA-binding transcription factor activity, RNA polymerase II-specific.
UAAAUACUGAUCUAAUGCAUGUACAUACUAAGUAACUAUACUAUAAUAACUAUAAAUGGUUUAGAUUACUCUGAUGCAAUGAAGUAAGUAGACAUCAUUUUAUGGAUUCUAUUAUUUAGUGGAAUUUAAUUCUGGACUGAUAACGUAAAAAAGAAAAGCCCUCUGAACAAUAUUCAAAAAUUGCUUCAAUUUAAACAAAAAUUUCAAUUUCAAUGUUUUUGGAGGUUUUUUUUGUUGUUUGUUUUUUAAGGAAAAUAUUUUUAGCUAAUAUCGAUUUGUUCUGGAGAUUAAUGUGUGGAAUAACUGAUACAGAAUGAAUUGAGUUGUAGAUUUGAAAAAUAAAAAUAUUUAUACAUUUCAGAAAACGCAGAUAAAUCUGUUCUCUCGUUUCUGUUGUCUGUUGUUGUAAUGAGUCUGAGCUUCUGUCUGCAGGGUUCAGCCUGGAUGUGUUGCUGCUUUGGGACUGUGUUCGUCCGUCCUCUCGGAGCGCUGUGUGUUUAACCCGGGACUGAUCCAUGUAUUCGCUGAUCGAUGGGAGGAGGUGUUCCCUGGCUGGGUCCCGUAUUAAUGAAGUUAAUGGUGCAGCUCCGGUGACAGCCGACUGCUGCAGACCAAUCAGAGCGCUCUGCGAUGGAAGGCUGCGAGUUUGAGGCGCUGCACGCCCGAUCCGUUUGAAGAACCAUGUCAGCUCCUCUUCUGACCUAAACCCGGGACACCUUUCGCUUUUCAUCUCCUUCCACCUCCCAGAGACACCUGUCAAAAAAACAUGCCCGGCGCGACUCCGUCCUGCGUGGAUGUUUGCCUCUCGAACGGCGCGUCGGAUUCAAGCGGGGAAUUGCUCCAGUUUUCUUUUGCUUUCUGACAGAAACUCAUGAAUUCCUCCUCAGAGCGGCAGCUUUAUGGACUCGCGCAUUAGCUAAAUGAUGUCUAUGGGUUUCAUGCCCGACAGUGUGAACGGCUCCGAUCCCUCCAAGUCGGCCUUCCUGGAGUUCGGCCACGGACACCCGGCGCACCAGCAACACUCCCCGGGACUCUCACACAUUUACCCCGUGCAUGGCCUCCACGCUGCGGGACAUUCUCAGCACGAAGGUCCCUUUCCUGGCAACGCGUCCUACGGCCCCCCGCUGGGAUACGCCUACCCGGGCACGGUGAACCCUCACCCGCCGUCCGCUUACUUGUCCUCCUACCAGCACAGCAGCCACAGCAGCGGCGGCCUGAGCCACAGCCGAUUAGAGAGGACAGAUCCCAACAAAUCCGGGAUGACUGAAAGCAGGGACGUCCGUCUGGUGAACGGCAAGGGGAAAAAGAUGCGGAAACCUCGGACCAUCUACUCCAGCCUGCAGCUGCAGGCUCUGCACCAGCGCUUCCAGCAGACCCAGUAUCUGGCUCUGCCCGAGCGCGCAGACCUGGCUGCCAAACUGGGCCUCACGCAGACUCAGGUGAAAAUAUGGUUUCAGAAUAAGCGCUCCAAGUACAAGAAGAUCAUGAAACAUGGCGGCGGCUCAGAGGGGGAGCACCUCCACAGCUCCAGCUCCAUCUCCCCCUGCUCCCCGGCCUUACCCCAGCUCUGGGAGGUCUCCAUGGCGACCAAAGGAGCCCCGAUGCACCCGAACAAUUACAUGAACAGCUUUGGCCACUGGUACCCGAACCACCACCACCAUCCUCACCAGGACGCCAUGCAGAGGCCGCAGCUGAUGUGAAGUGAACGGACCGCCUGCAGGAGACAUGAACUCAUUUGUCCUGAGGAUGAACUUUAGGGUUGCUCGUGCGCGUGCGUUUUGACUUCAGAGUUUUGCUGCGAAAUUCAAAUUCAUGCAGCAAAAAAAAAAACAAAAAAAAAAAACACAUAUAUAUAUAUAUGUUUUCAAGCGUCAUCCUGCACGGUCUCACGUCCUUAGAAUGUGGACUGUGUUUGAAGCUUAACUAGACACUGCAUAAAGGAACUGUCGUGAAAA